Messenger RNA from Vigna unguiculata (cowpea), 951 nucleotides. RefSeq names its product LEAF RUST 10 DISEASE-RESISTANCE LOCUS RECEPTOR-LIKE PROTEIN KINASE-like 1.5 pseudogene. NCBI's taxonomy places the organism in Eukaryota, Viridiplantae, Streptophyta, Magnoliopsida, Fabales, Fabaceae. The record is from RefSeq and is a predicted model, not a curated record.
AUGCAUGAGGAGAAGGUUGUAGAUAUAGUGAUUGGCACAAAACACGAAAGGGCUGCAUAUAGGCCCAACUGUUUGGAUGCAGCUGUACCCUGCAACACUCAAACAUGCUCUUCCAAUAACACAAACCCGUGUCCUCCGUUCUCCUCUCACCCUCCUUUCCCUUUCUCCUCCACACCAGGCUGUGGCCACCCCUCCUUCCACAUAACCUGUUCCAGCCCCCAUUCUUUCAUCUCCAUCAACAACCUCUCCUUCUCCAUACUCUCCUACAACUUCAACACCUCCUCCAUAACCCUCUCCCCUCGCCCUAACCCAACGCCUCACCCCAACUGUCCCUCCUUCUCCUUCAUUCCUACCCGCCCCAUCAACCUCUCCGCCACCCCCUUUCGUGUCUCAGCCGCCACGUGCUCCCGCCUCUCCUUCCUCCGCCCCUGCUCGCCGCCUUCCCUCCCCAACUGCUCCCACUGCCCCUCCCAGUGCCACCUCAUCAAAUCUCCCUCCCACCUUCUCCCUAACUGCAGAUCCACCCACCACUCCCCUCAGUACUCAGACUCCCCCUGCCUCACCGACAUCCUCGGCUUCCUCCAACAGUUCCUCAAGAACGGAAUCCAACUCGACUCGGACCAGAGCCGUGACCCCUACUUCACUAAUUGCACCAUCUGUCGCGCCAACUCCUCCUCCGCCGCCACGCAGCAAGACCCCACCACGCUCUUCCUCCGCCUCCACCGCUCUGCCAGUCUACUGCCCCCGGUCUUCUCCUACGACGACCUCGCUGCUGCUACCCACAACUUCGACCCCAAGCGGAAAAUCGGCGACGGCGGGUUUGGGUCUGUCUACCUCGCGCAGCUCCGCGACGGCUGUUCUGGUUGUUGCUGCCGCUGGUUUUGCUCCUGCAGAGAGAAAUGGAGGAGCUGCGCGCGUGAGGAAGAAAGGGGCUGCAGUUUUGAGCCCUAA